AUGGUACCUGGACAGGGAUUUCUGGCUCUCUUCACCGGUGAUACUAGAGAAAUUCGCGCUGAAGUGAGCGAACAAAUUGACACAAAGGUUGCACAGUGGAGGGAGGAAGGAAAGGCAGAGAUAGUGCCUGGUGUCCUCUUCAUUGAUGAAAGGGAUCACACUACAAUCCGAGGCACAAAUUACAAGUCUCCCCAUGGGAUUCCAAUUGAUUUCCCUGAUCGCCUACUCAUCACCUCCACACAGCCCUACACAGAAGAAGAAAUUCAGAAAAUUCUAGACAUCAGAUCCCAAGGGGAAGAUGUGGAGAUGUCCGAAGAUGCGAAAGUGUUAUUGACAAAGAUUGGGGUAGAUACGUCUUUGAGAUAUGCCAUCAACCUAAUUACAUCUGCCGCAUUAGCUUGCCACAAGCGGAAGGGAAAGCUUGUGGAAAUGGAGGAUAUAAGUCGAGUUUAUGAACUGUUUUGGGAUGUGAAGAGAUCAACACAAUGCUUGAUGGAAUAUCAGUGCCAGUACAUGUUCAAUGAAGUGCCACCAGGAGAGGCGGAUGAAGAUGAAGCCAAUGCCAUGGUCACUUAA
Messenger RNA from Camellia sinensis, 576 nucleotides. The record is from RefSeq and is a predicted model, not a curated record. NCBI's taxonomy places the organism in Eukaryota, Viridiplantae, Streptophyta, Magnoliopsida, Ericales, Theaceae.